Sorex araneus (European shrew) is the source of this 1242-nucleotide messenger RNA. RefSeq names its product coiled-coil glutamate rich protein 1 (gene CCER1). The transcript is spliced from 2 exons. Bases 1 to 1242 code for a protein of 413 amino acids. The record is from RefSeq and is a predicted model, not a curated record. Lineage: Eukaryota; Metazoa; Chordata; Mammalia; Eulipotyphla; Soricidae.
AUGACCCAGAUCCCGGACCAGAGGGAGAACCCUCUCAACCUGGGCGGCGGCGGCUGGGCAGCCUCGAUGCCGUUUCCCACCUGGUCUUCCUGCCAGCAGAGGCGCGGGGGCGCCCCGACGUACAAGCAGCGCUGCAGCUACCGUCCCAAGGCCGAGUACGAGCCCCCGAGAAAAAAGGCGAAGCCACCGCCCGGCCUGGGCCCCUGGUGUCCGCCACCCCGCUGGCCCUACUGGGCCCUGUACUCCAACUGGGGGCACUGGAGUGGCCCCUGGCACCCACCUCCCGCGGGGUUCCGCAAGCCGCCCGCCCGCGUGCCCGUGUUCUGGCUGUGCGGCCCGCACCCGCGCUGCCCCUGCUGCUGCUCCUGCUGGCGCGGCCCGCGCACCCCGGUCUGGCGCCGGGCCCCGGGCCGCAAGAAGCGCUGGGGUCGCCGGGGCCGCUGGCUGCGCCGCCCAGCGCGCCGCGCCAGCCCCACCAACCCGCCCGUGGACCUGAGCAAGCUGCUGCGGCCCGUCAACCUGUACGGCUGGCGGGCGCCGGGCAUGCGGGCGCCGCGCAACACCACCCAGUUCAUCAUGAACCAGAUCUACGAGGACAUGCGGCAGCAGGAGGAGCUGGAGCGGCAGCGGCAGGCCGAGCGGGCGCUGCGGGGCGGCGCCGGGGGCACGCCCCCUGCCGGCGGCGGCGAGGACGACGACCAGCUGCCCGCGUCUCUGUUCAGUUUCAUGCAGGAGCCCUCGCUGGUCUUCAGCCCCGACCCCCACCAGGAGGAAGAAGAAGAGGAGGAGGAGGAGGAGGAGGAGGAAGGGGAGGAGGAGGAGGAGCAUAAGAGGUGCUGUGAGGAGUGCGGUGAGAAAGACUCUGAGAGUGAGGAGCAGGAGGAGGAAGAAGAGGAGGAAGAGGAGGAUGGAGCGGGAGAGGAGGUGGAUGAAGAGGCAGAAGCCGGUGGAGAAGAGGAGGUUGACUAUGGAGAUGAUGACUUUAUGGAAGAGGGGGAGGAAGAGGAGUUUGAAGAGGAAGAGGUGGAGGUUGAGGGGGAAGAGGAGGAGAUGGGGGAGGAAGAGGAAGAAGAGCAGGAGCAGAGGGGGGAAGAGAAUCAUUUACCUCUGGAAAUGCCUUUAUCAAUCCUAGUUGGGGCUGAAGAAGAGAGAGAGAACUUUAUAAACUGUACUUAUUUUAGCCCAGAAAACAUGCACCAAGUAUCUCAGGACCUUUUCAGGGUACAGGACAUUAACUGUUAG